AUGCCUCUUCAAUUAUUUGGCAGAGAUCAAAUUGUAGUACAUUAUGAAAACAAUAACAUGACUGGCGACGAUUCACAUAGCCAAGGUGUUCCAAGGUUGUGGGCGAGGAGAUUUGCGACCGCACUCAGAACCCUGAUGAAUAGGCGAAUACAGCAUGUUACACUUACACAUUGGUCUUUGUUAGUUGUAUGGGUUACGGGUCUGUGGAAAUUUACUAGUCAUUAUAGACAGUUGUAUUCUAGAUCAGCCAUUUUGGCGACUGUUUGCACAAAUAUUCUUUUAUUUGGCAUAUCCGAUAUAUUGGCUCAAAGUAUAGCUUGCUUUUACUCGUACCGUGUAGAUCCUAUACCGCAGGUACUCAAUGACACCUUUCUCCAUGUUCAAGGCAGCCCUGAUAUAGAAAAUGGUGUGGGUUACGAGAGCGAUGAACUUUCCAUCUUCAACGAUUUUACCUCUGAACAUAGCUCCUACUCAGAUAACGAUGACUAUCCUGAAGUUGCUACAUCGCAAGGUACUUUCAAGACAGACACCUUUGACUUAUUUAGGUGGUGCAGUUUCAUGUUCUGGGGUUUUUUCAUAUCAUUUUUCCAAGCUCCUUGGUAUAAGUUCUUGAAUUUUUUUUACACUGAAGAUCCCACAGUGGUACAGGUCUUUGAAAGAGUUCUUUCCGACCAGCUGCUUUAUUCGCCAGUAUCUCUUUACUAUUUUUUUAUGUUCUCAAACUACGUAAUGGAAGGAGGCGAUAAAUUUACCUUUAGCAAGAAAAUUCAAAGGCUGUACAUUUCGACACUUGGUUGCAAUUACCUGGUAUGGCCGUUGGUACAAUUUAUAAAUUUCCUGGUCAUGCCCAGAGACUUUCAAGCUCCGUUUAGCUCCUCUGUUGGUGUAGUAUGGAAUUGCUUUCUUUCGAUGAGAAACGCCUCUAAAUAG
This is a messenger RNA of Saccharomyces eubayanus, 930 nucleotides long. RefSeq lists its product as uncharacterized. The record is from RefSeq and is a predicted model, not a curated record. Gene Ontology annotation, cellular component: cytoplasm; membrane. The transcript has a single exon. NCBI's taxonomy places the organism in Eukaryota, Fungi, Ascomycota, Saccharomycetes, Saccharomycetales, Saccharomycetaceae. Bases 1 to 930 code for a protein of 309 amino acids.